Funneliformis mosseae is the source of this 444-nucleotide messenger RNA. The record is from the annotation of a GenBank genome assembly. Lineage: Eukaryota; Fungi; Glomeromycota; Glomeromycetes; Glomerales; Glomeraceae.
AUGUCUCAUUGUCACUUCACUUUUGCAGGAAAAGAAUGGUGCACACAUAAUUGUUCAUUCAUAACAAUUAAACAAAAAGAAACACAACAAAAAGACGAUGUAAAUGUUGUUGCUUCAACUUCUAAAGGAAUAGAAGCAGAAGUUGUUCCUUUAUCUUUUUCAAACUACUCUGAAGUUGUACAAAGUGAAAAUGCUGACAAGACGAACAAAUUACUUAAUACAAAUAAAUUACUUGCUGUAGUACGUUCAAAUGCUAAAUUAUCAGAAGAAUUGUUGAAACUUUAUAAAGCGGUGAAUAACCUCAAACCAAAGACUAUAGAGAAUAAUAACCGGCAGAAAUUGAUGGUUUCAAAGGUAAAUGAAGAGGUAGUUUUAAAUAAUGAUACGAUCUUUACCUCACUUGAUGAAGAUGAGGAUAUGAAUCCUUUGGAUGAGCCUUCCUAG